Messenger RNA from Vicia villosa (hairy vetch), 1574 nucleotides. RefSeq lists its product as uncharacterized. NCBI's taxonomy places the organism in Eukaryota, Viridiplantae, Streptophyta, Magnoliopsida, Fabales, Fabaceae. Bases 163 to 1299 code for a protein of 378 amino acids. The transcript is spliced from 10 exons. Gene Ontology annotation, cellular component: UTP-C complex; CURI complex. Gene Ontology annotation, biological process: ribosomal small subunit assembly; rRNA processing. The record is from RefSeq and is a predicted model, not a curated record.
UUGACCCACUUCACUCUUGAAGAGUCUCAGCAGCUCCAUCAAAUAAGUAAAAACAAGUUGAACUCGCACAACUCACCGUCGCCGAAAACCGCAGCCGGAGUUCCUCUUCUUACGAUUUAAUUCCGGCAGAAACUCCAUUCCACUUGUUGAAAUUUUUUUGUCAUGAUGAAAUUGAGUAAAGUGAAAAAAGAGAAACGGAUUGGGGAAAAGAAGAAAAAAAGAAACAUGGAACAAAACGUUGAUGAUGUUGAGACACAUGUUGCAGUGAACAAUGAUGUGGAUGGUGGAGUGAAGGUUAAGAAGGGUAAAAAGAUGAAAGUUUCAAGUGGUAGAAAAAAGAACAAGGACAAAAAUGUCGUUGCGGAAGAAAGACUGGAAGAUGAAGAAGUUGAUUUAGAAGAGAAAAGUGUGGUUCAUGAAAUGCAGGCUAAAAAGGGAGAAAAGGUGAAAGUUACUACCAGUCGAAAAAGGAAAAACAAAGACAUAAACCUAGUUGGAAGACAAAAACUGGAAGAUGAAGAAGUGGAUUUAGAGAAGGAAAAUGUAGUUCGUGAAGUGAAGGCUAUAAAGGGAGAAAAAGUGAAAGUUACUACGAGCCGAAAAAGGAAACACAAAGACAAAAACCUAGUUCAAAGACAAAGACUGGAAGAUGAAGAAGUGGAGUUAGAAAAGCAAAAUGAUGGAGUCGUGGAACAUUGUGAUGCUAAACAAGAGGAAGUCAAUGACUCGAAGGAGCCUAAAGAUUGUAUUUCUGGAGCAUUUAUCAAACCUUGUAGGUCAAAGGAAUCUAAGAAGAAACGAAGAAAGGAGGUUCCGAAAUCACCAGAAAAGAAAGAACAAGAUCAUCAGGAGGAAAUUCAUAUUAUUUCCUCUGGAGAUGACGACUGCUCAAAUGGAAUGAAAAAAUGGAUCAUGGAAUACCAUCAAAGUAGACCAGGAUUGGAGGUUUUGCAAAAUCAAAUUGACGACUUUAUAACUGAUUACGAGGAGAAAUUGGAAGAGGAAAAGAAAGCAAAAGAAGCUCUUGCUGCAGAAGGGGGAUGGACAGUGGUUGUACAACGCAAGGGUAGGAAGAAAACUACUGACUCUGAAAGUGGGAUUGCUGUGGGCUCGGUUGCUCAAGCUGCUGUGGAGGAUAAAUUGGCCAAAAAGAAAAAUAAAGAAGUUGGUCUAGAUUUCUACCGCUUUCAAAAAAGAGAAGCGCAGAGAAAUGAGCUAAUGCUAUUGCAGCAGAAAUUUGAGGAAGACAAAAAACGUCUGCAACAGUUGAGAGCUGCCAGGAAAUUCAGACCUUACUAAAUGGUGUUUAUGGCAGCCAUGGUCGACGGUUCUGUUUAUUGGGGUUGAGGAUUAUAUUUAUGAAAUCCGGAAGGUGAACUAUCCUGUAGUCCUGAAAAUUGUUCAUUUACCAUUCCAAUUUUGCCAAAAAUGUGUAAUUGUAAGGAAGUAGUUAUUUUAAUUUGAGUUAUAUUAUUUUGCCGUGAAGACCAUACUGCGCAUCGCAAAAGGUUGUUUCUUACUCAGAUAUCACCAAUUUAGGUGGUUAUUGUACACCAUGAAUGUUUGAACUUAUU